Oreochromis aureus is the source of this 8314-nucleotide messenger RNA. It is a transcript of the gene tgfbr2l, whose product is annotated as transforming growth factor beta receptor-like. NCBI's taxonomy places the organism in Eukaryota, Metazoa, Chordata, Actinopteri, Cichliformes, Cichlidae. Gene Ontology annotation, cellular component: plasma membrane; signaling receptor complex. The transcript is spliced from 8 exons. The coding region runs from base 5456 to 6970 and encodes 504 amino acids. Gene Ontology annotation, molecular function: metal ion binding; ATP binding; transforming growth factor beta binding. Gene Ontology annotation, biological process: transforming growth factor beta receptor signaling pathway; protein phosphorylation; cellular response to growth factor stimulus. The record is from RefSeq and is a predicted model, not a curated record.
UCCGCUGACACCGGGGGCUGAAGACCGAAGCACCAACACACCGACUGACCGGGCGCCCCUGAGUUUCAUCGACUUACUUUGCCGGAAGAUGAUGGCUCAGUGCUGGACGAUUUGGACCGGGAUCCUCGUCCUCCUGACUGCCUGUGAGUGCUGCCUGAUUUCUGGGCUGUUUCUUUCUUUUCCUCGGAGCUGGAGGGCCGAGCGGAGGGCAUGACAGAGAGGGGGGACGUUUUGUUUUGGAAAAGCUACUCAGAUCCGUUAUCUUGGUUGAAAUGACUAUACAGCACAUGAAGAAAUACUCAUGUGUUAUCAAGUGAGAGUGGACGAUUCAUGCAGCAAUACAAGUUGCAACAAAGGUAUCAGAUUUAUGUAGCUUAGUUGGAGUGUCAACAGAAAAGUACACAAAUAUCAUUCAUGUAGUUAAGUUUAUCAGUUUUGUGUAGUGUCAACAGUCCACAAGUAUUAUUAGCGCCAUCAGCAGAUAAGAUGCUAAAUGUGACUGUCUUCUGAUUCACACGAUGGAUCCUGAGCCAUUUAAGUCUCAGCAGCAUUUUCCUGUUUAAUCUCUCUCUGAUACUCUAAAAGUCCUAAGUAAAACGUCAAGUAUCCCAGGACAUAGUCUUAAUUUAAACAUAUUUUUUUUAAAAAAAAUGUACUCAAUACAAAGAUAUGACCCAUGUGACCAUUACAGAUGUUAUGUACUCCUGAACAUUGUGUUUUACACUAUUUUACUCUUGCUGGUUGGAGUGGAUUUCGUUUAUUUCAUGUGGGAUUCUAAAUAAUUUCUGCACCAUUCCAUAUUCAAAUACGUUUCUCAACCAAUCAGUUCGCUUGACUUCCUGGUUUUUAAAAUCAUAAUAUCAAUAAUUCAAACUUCAAAAAAAGGCAAAAACAAAGUUGUUAAAAUAUUUCAAAAUAAAAGCAUGAAUUGGUCAGCAUUUUUAAAUUUAAUUUGUGUUGGCAGUUAUCAAAAAAGAUAUAUUUUAUAUCAACAGUCAAAUUCUAUUUCAGCUUUAGUCUUGUAUAUAUUGUAUUUCUUGUUAGACAUGGUUCAAUCUAUAGCAGAACAUGCAGUAAAACAGACAGUAACUGCCUUCAAAAUGCAGAAAUGGAUUCUCUUCUCGAGUAAAUGUGCUUUCCACCAUGGUCAUUAUGCAUGCAGUUCCUGUUAAAGGGCAGCUUAUUAUCUCAUAUCUAACAAAGAGUGAGUGUAUCUGAAAGUCCUCAUGAAUGGCUACACACACAGUCACAUCUUGGCGCUGUUUAAGACAUUGGAGAAGACACAGACUGGCACUAAAAGAAAGAGUGUGUUAAUGCUUUUGGACACUUUUCUUGUACUUACAGAAGAAAUCGAACAGAAUGCAUAUUUCAAAAAGACAGAUUCCCAAACGAACAAGGGACAAAGACACAAACACUGCACAGAAAGAGAAAAUUAACACAUAUAUAUAAUGAUAUAUUAAAUAAUUAAGUACAAAGGGAGUGUUGAAAAGAAUCCACUCGUGGGGAUUUACGGACUUUUUCUUUUGUACACAAAAUAAUUCAAGUCACAUACAGACAGAAUGUUAAAGUGCAUCUGACAACAUACUCCACAAAAAGUUGUCUAAGUCAUCAGAGUAAAAAACAAAAAAGGCUGUUGUGUCAAAUACAAAUAUCCUGUCACUUCAGUCUGAUUUACUGCACAUAGUGACAAAUACAGCAUCUCAGAGACGUCCCAGAGCACCAUCCAUGCAUAAAUAUCAACUUUUCAUUGUUCCAGCCUCUCAUACAGCAUGAGGUUGUUUUUUUAAAAAACAAAGUUUUAUGAUUUUGCUCACAUUUGAGGAGCUUUUGUUUGCUUCCAGAUUUACUGCCCGUGUGAAAAGUGAAAAAUGCAUUCCCUAGGCUGAAAUGUAGUAUUGAACCCAUUUGUAUGUUUCUUUAAAUUUAAAUUCAAUGAUAGGAAUAAAGAACAUGAGCAGUACUAGUGCCCAAUCAUGGAAGGGAUUAAUAAGAAAAACGAAAAGGUAAAGAUUAUGACCAAACAAUAGCGAUAAAAAAAAUCCAGGCAUACGAGGCAGGUUGGAGCAACUUUAAAAAGAUCUUUAAUUCAAUGGGAAGCAAGCAUAAAACAAUACUGACUUACAAGCUGAUGUGCAUGAUUUAAUGAGUUUAUUGGAGUCUCUGUUGUAGUCGUUCAUUGUAAUUUUUCUCUUAAAUAAUGUUUUUGAAGAUCAGAACACCAUAAACUCCCAACUCUGGAAACUACUAGGAUUUUUAAUGAGGCUUAAAGUAUUCAUGUUCCCUCACUCAAAUUCAUCAUUAAAUUCAAAACAAAUACUAAUGGCUACUGGCUUCAACACAAUCCUGUGGGACUCCUGCUUGUGUGUUUACUCGCAUUAAUUAAGAGAAAAAUUGGAUGGUAAGUUAUGUAGCAUAAAUACUUUGCAAAUCUGUAAACAAUGAUAGUUUUAAAUUUCAUAAUAAUGCAACAACGAAACAGUCUGUUAUCUGGCUAGUCUCUCAGAGCCAGACUUGAAGUCUCUAUGUUUAUAGUCUUAGGACUAAGAUAAGCCAGCAAGCUGCCGGCUGAAUGCAUCAGUAAUCAGAACAUCUAACCAAGGGUGCAAAUGAAGGUAUUUUCCAAAAUGUCAGACCUUUCUGUCAAAAUAAUGUAUAUAAAAAUCAGUUCGUUUUGCGCGUGUUGCACAUGAGUGCAACAUGCAUAUGUGUAUAAGCUUAAAUCUCCUGUUUUUGUGUGUGUGUGUCUAUGUGUGUGUGUGUGUGUGUCUUAAGUAAACUUGGAGUUGUGAUAGAGAGGGCCUCCUCCUCCUCCGAGUAGCAUGGAGCGCUCACAUUUCCCAUGAGCCUUUGAGGGAGGAGUGUUGGAUGCUAACUUGGCUCUCGACGCAGCUCACUUCUGGCUUCAAUUUAUUCCUGGAGGCAUACACACACACACACACACACACACACACACACACACAUACUCACAUGUGUGUACUUCUAACUCUUGAGGGUCUUAAUGCAGUCCAGGCCACCUACCCUAACCUCAACCUCAACCAUAUUAUAACUUCAGAGGGUGGGACAAGUAUUUAGGACUUUUGCUUUAGUAAGUCAAUCAUGUAAAUGUCCUGUUACCAGUUAAAUCACGCAUGUGAAGCUUUACAUAAUUAAAUACCAAAAAAUAAAAGCACUUACCAUGCAUGAUUAGUUAUUUGCAUUAUGGCUAUAAAUGCAUUCAUGUAUUUAUGUAUUGCAGCUAUAACAGAUGCUGCCUGUAACUACUGCUGGGUAACAUUAUGACAUGAUAAUACAUCAUCAUUUACAUGUUGAUGUAUUUUUACUUUUACGAUUAAACAACAUGAUAUUUACCUCUCAAAUAUUUGGGAGUGUGUUUAAUACGGUCUUAUAUUUGUUGUGUUUUAUCUGCGUAUUCUACUUUUAUUGUAGGUUACUGAUAUUUUAAAUGGCCUUUUUAAGUAUCCAUGCUGUCACAGCUGCAUAAGUAUAAAUUAAUGAUGGUGUAAGUAAAUGGUAGUAGUACUCGACCUAAAAGCAAACUAUACUCUUGCCUACGUAAGUAUAGUGGUCCUACUGUACUUGAGCAACAUUGUUUUUUUUUCUUUUUACAUUACAAUGAUAGUAUUAUUAAUAUGAUAUUAAAGUUAACAUCAUGUAAUAGGUUUAGUUUUUGUAUGAUGUUAGACUUUGUAUCUGAUAAACUAAAUUAACUGCAGGCAGCCUUUGAAGGCGGGUCCCUAAAUUGGGACCAGUUGAAAGUUCCUUACUUUCCACAAAUGUCCACAUACCCAAUCUCUAAAACUCAUACUGGCCCUUACAAAGAUAAACAUUUGAGUACACGCAGAGCCUGUGAUGCUGAUUCAAGCUUUUUACAUCCCAACUCUUUCUUCCUUUGUCUUCAGCCCAGUUUGGAAGAAACAUCUGGAACUGCUUCGGCUUUGUGUGUGUGUGUAUUUGUAUGUGUAUUUGUGUGUUACACAGUUAAUGAACUGCUGUGUGUUUAUGUGUACUACUCUGUAUGUGUGUGUAGACCAUAUCUAAUUAUAAUGCAUUGUGGUUGGGUUUGUGUGUGUAAUUGAGUACAUGUUUACGUAGAUAUCCAUGCAACACUGGGAUUUCUGUUUGUGUAUGCCUGUCGUUGAGAGGACCCAUUUUAGCUUUCCAUUUUAUGCCACUUUAUGUUGUUACUACACAUUUGAAUUAUAAAUAUCAUACCCUGUAGUCCACUCUACUUUUUACUUAAUAAUUUUGUACUACUUUUGUUUCUUUAGUUACUUUGUAGAUGGUAUAAAGACAGACCCUCAAUAUGCAUGAAUUAUACUGCGCUGCAGAAUGGCUACUUUGCAUUUACAUGACUUUUACCUUCAGCAGAACGUGUUUACCCAGCAGCAGCAUUAACUUUGACUAUUCUGGGAAUGCAUGAUAUCAUAAGUACAGCAUGUUUAUUGCUUGGGCCAUUAUAUCUGUGUCAUCUGGGUGGGAUGACAAUGUGGCAGAGCAACACACGCAUAUACAAGCUCAAGCAUAGUGUAAAGAUAUUCACUUACUCUACAGACAAAUACACAACAACCACAUAGUACAAAUACCAAAGUCUAAAACCGCACACACAAAGAAAUAAAGUCUGCUUAUUUCUUUGAGAGACUGCUUGCUAACAGUUUUCAGCUCCAAAGGGACACACCCAUAUCCUGCUCUAAGUCACAUUCACUUUAUGUAAUUCUGUACGUGGCAGAGCUGAUGCAGUAGGAUGUUUUGAACUUUACUAUGUUGGAACCUCCAGCUAAAACCGAGAACGCAGCUGCCUGUUGCCCUCAACACUUUCAGCUGUCAUUAUAUUAUCACAUAUCACAAGCCUCAAAGCUAAUCUCCUCUGUGACCUAAGCAAUGUCAUGAUAUAUGUACGCAAUGUUAUUAAUGAAGUAGGAUUUUUGGGUUACCAAUCAGGCAGGGGUUGACACAGAAGUCACAGAUGUUUUUUAUGUUUCAUGUAAAACCUUUUUUACCCUGCACCACACUGAUCCAUUUCCAUAAAAGUCAUAACACUGUAGAAAAGGGAAUUAAAAGCACAAUGCAAUGAUCUCUUAGUCAUUUGAUGCAGAUUGUUAACUGAACAACAUGUUAAAUGCAGAAAUGUUGAUUUGAUUUGAUUCGAAAACAGAUGGUACAUCCCAGAAAUAAUUGGAAUUGUUGCCAACAGGUGAGUAACAUUGGCAUCAAAGAGUGUUUCAGAAGAAAGCAUGGGAGGAGGUUAAGCAAUGUGUGAGGAACUGUGCAGCCAAAUAGUUGUCUUCCAGUUGAUGUCCAGUCUUUAAGCCACCUGAGCUUCAAUUUAUGCAGGUGGUGUGAGGUAUCCACGCCGGUGUGCGAAGGCAACAUAUGCUCCAGCAACUGCAACUUGAGCUCUUUCUGUAACACCACUGAAGAGAUCUGCAUAGCCAUAUGGAGGAAGGCAAACAACACAAUGACAGUGUACACAAUGUGUCACCACCCAAAUCUGCCACUGGAUGGUAUCAGUCCUGACCUGCUGCGGACCUUUACUUCCAGGGAGUGUCGUAUGGUCCCACAGGCUGCAAAUGACUCCAUGAUGGUCUGUGGAUGCCAGGGUGAACAUGAAUGUAACGACAAACUUGUCUUCGACAAGGGAGCAAAUGGAUUCUUACCGCUCCAAAGUAAGGAUGUGAUCCCUGUGGUAGUGGUUAGUUUGGUGCCCCCUAUUCUGGUGGCCAUAGUUGCCAUUGCUGCCUUCUAUUUCUACCGCAUACGUCGUCCUGACAAACCAGCUCCAUCAGUAUGCCCUGACUGGCCCACUAAACGCACCCCCGAGCUUUACCAGGCCUUGGAUCUACCAUGUGGGGGCCUGGGUCCUCAGGGAGAAGGUGCAGGAGGAGGUGUGACCGAUGCUGAACAGGAUGAGUCCAACACCAAGGUGCAACCUCUUAACAGUGACACUGUUAGCAGUAUGACCAAUUGGCAGGGCCAGCCAGCUGAAGUGCUGCCUAUCAAACUGGAUGUGCUGGUGGGGAAGGGGCGCUUUGCCGAAGUGUGGAGGGGAUGGCUGCUCCAGGGCGAGAAAGGUGGAGUUAAUAGCUAUGAAACUGUGGCAGUAAAGGUGUUUCCAGAUGUGGAGUACGCCUCAUGGAGAAAUGAAUGCUCCAUCUUUGCUGACCCCGAGCUACAGCACGACAACGUGAUUCAGUUCCUAGCAGCUGAGGAAAGGGGCCUGUCGGGCCACACCCCACACACCUACUGGCUGGUUUUAGCCUAUCACAGCUUAGGAAAUCUGCAGGACUUCCUCACAGCUAACAUAUUGGGCUGGGAAGAACUCGUUGCCAUGGCAGGCAGCAUUGCUAAAGGAUUAGCUCACCUUCAUAGUGACACAACACCCAGUGGGCUACCAAAGGUGCCAGUGGCCCAUCGGGAUCUCAAGAGCAGUAACAUUCUGGUAAAGAGCAGGAAGGAGUGCGCAUUGUGUGACUUUGGUCUGGCUUUAAGACUGGACCUGUCCCUUACAGUCGAUGACUAUGCCAACAGUGGACAGGUGGGGACAGCUCGCUACAUGGCUCCUGAGGUCCUUGAGUCCAGGGUGAACCUGGAGGAUCUCGAGGCCUUUAAACAGAUGGAUGUUUAUUCCAUGGCUCUAGUCUUGUGGGAGAUGGCCUCUCGAUGCAAUGCAAUUGGAGAGGUGAAGAGCUAUGAGCCAGCAUUUGGCUCCAAGGUUUGUGAGCAGCCCUGUGUGGACAGCAUGAGAGAUCUGGUGUUGAGAGACCGAGGACGUCCGGACAUCCCACUAGCAUGGACGCAGCACCAGGGGAUGAACAUCUUCUGUUCCACCAUCACUGAGUGCUGGGAUCACGACCCCGAGGCCAGGCUCACGGCUCACUGCGUGGUGGAGCGCUUCAGCGCCCUGGAGCAGGCGGAAGAUGACGAGAGGGUGGGAGACGAAGAGGAAGACGAGGAAGAAGGAAGUCAGGAGUAAGAAGACGAGGUGAAACUCUGGCAAGAGAAUGAAGCAGAGAGAAAAAUGGACUUGGAGAUGCCUCAUGCUCCGUCUCCUGGAGGAGAGGAGAUCUCUUUUCUUCCAAAUUGAAAGGGAGGACAUGCCUGAUGAUUCACUGCUUCACACUGGUUUUCCCCCUAACGAGUCUUCAUGGUUCGCUGUGUUUGCAUUGUCUGAGAAACCCGUGGUUUUUUCUGCUAAUCUUCAAUGAGACACUUACUGAAAGAGAAGGAAUUGAUAAGUCACUAAAACUGGCAAGAACCUAAACUACAGUUACAGUUAAAGAAUUUUUGACUGAUAGUUAGGAUGAUCUAAUUUGCCACAGUAAGGAUAUUUAAAAAGUCAAUAUUAGCAAGAGUGGACCACUUCAUAGACAUUGCCCCAGUUUGUCCAGUCUCAACAGAUGGGAAUGGACCACACUGGUGCAGAGUGGAACAUCUCAACAUGGAGAGUGAUUUUACACAAACUUUUAAACUCACAGUCGUAUAGUCUGGAGAAUCUUUAGGUAGUGUUUCCUUUCUUAAAUGAAAUGUGAAAAAAAGGGUUUUUCCCACAAGAAUAUAUAAAUAAAUAGAACAAAAUAGUCCAACAUAUAGUAUGACAAACCUUUAUAUGAACCAAAGAAUAAUUCAUUGUUGUGCAAUUUGGCUUGAACUUGUGAAAAACAAAAAGUCUAUACCAGCAACCCCCUGACUGUACUGUUGCCAUUUUAUAUCGACUUCUAGAGGGACAAUCAUAAAGAAAAGAAUGGCCCCAAAUUUCAUGUUUUUUUAGACUGUACAUUUUCUGAGAUAUUUCAAGCACACCUACUCUUGGUGCCAUUUUUACCCCUUUGCUUUUUCAUGUAGUGAUCUGGCAGUGCGAACGCAGCCGUUGUCACCCAACAGAGAGACUGUGUUUAUUACGAAUCUGUGUGUUUUCUCUUUGUUGCUUCCUGGAUUUUUCCAGCAGAAGACCAGAGGAGACAGAAAUGAACCUAAGACUGACUGUGCCUUAAAUGACAGACCUACUUCUUCGCAAACUUUUGCUGAGGAUGUGACACCCGAAUCCGUCAUAGAUCUGCUGGCAGAGAUGCAGACGCUGAACAGUUUGAAAAAGAUUCGAUUUGUUGGAGCUGGUCUCCAUUUUGUCACAGUAUUAUUCUUUUAUAUUGGCUGUGACAUGUGACUUAUGAUUGCUAUACUAUAACUUACUACUGUAGGUUAUAUGACUAUAACCUACAUUUAUGAAUAAACAGGAGAGAAAGAUCUUUUUACUGGUUUUAUGUUUGUUUGAUAAAAAUUUUUAAAAAAUAAAUUUGACUUUUGUCAUCUACACAGUGAA